Penicillium atrosanguineum is the source of this 1551-nucleotide messenger RNA. RefSeq names its product cytochrome P450. NCBI's taxonomy places the organism in Eukaryota, Fungi, Ascomycota, Eurotiomycetes, Eurotiales, Aspergillaceae. The transcript is spliced from 3 exons. Gene Ontology annotation, molecular function: oxidoreductase activity, acting on paired donors, with incorporation or reduction of molecular oxygen; monooxygenase activity; heme binding. The record is from RefSeq and is a predicted model, not a curated record. The coding region runs from base 1 to 1551 and encodes 516 amino acids.
AUGCUCGACCUCAGUCAGGCCCUGCUCCUGGGCCUCGUCGCCGCAGCGGGCUACAUAAUGUAUCGUGGGUCCAGACACGAUCCACGUGAGCCGCCAAUACUGUCGAAUGGAAUUCCUAUAGUCGGACACAUGCUCGGUAUGAUGUGGUACGGAGUUGGAUAUUGGACAAUGCAGGCAAAGCAGAAAGCAUCCUAUUCCAUCUUUGGAAUUGACCUGUUGUUCACUAAAAUCUACAUCAUCACUUCGCCAGAGCUGAUGCAGUCCAUCCAGCGCAGCAAGUCUCUCAGUUUAGAUCCCCUCUUGGAUCUUGCCGUGCUCAGAUUCUCGGGUAUUACCAACAAGCAGACUUUGGAUCUGAUGCUUGACGCCAGUUCUGGCGGCCAGGGCUUUGCUCAAAAGCUCAUGCAUGCAUUGGCACCUACGAUGAUUGGAAAAUCAUUGGAUCAAAUGAACAUUCGGAUGGUUCGCUUUAUGACGCCUCUCAUUGAUGAGUUGGGAGAUAAGUCCUCUGUCGAUCUUUACAAGUGGUGCCGGGAUGCUAUCACUGAUGCUAGCAAUGAUACUAUGUUUGGGCCCAUGAACCCGUUUAAGGAUAAGGAAUUAUCCGAUGCAUUCUGGGACUAUGAAAAUAAUUUGGGCGCGCUCGUGGCCAACGCGUUACCCUGGCUCACUGCACGCAAGCCGCUGAAGGCCCGUGAGAAGAUUGCCGCUGCGAUCUUGAAAUACCAUCAAAGCGGAGGGGUCGAGCAAGCAUCUGAGUUGGUUAAAUUGAGACACACCUCGAUUCUCGGGGCGGGAAUCUCGCCGGAGGAGUAUGCGCUUCUAGAGACACCCCUGCCAACAGGGUUUCUCUCGAACACCGUCCCGGCAGCAUUCUGGUCUUUAUAUGAUAUCUACUGCCGUCCAGAGCUCCUAAACGAUCUUCGUAAAGAGGUGGAACUAAACGCCCUCUCUAUUCGGACCAAUGGCACUCAUAUUAUAGAUAUCGGCGCUCUACGGGGAAGAUGUCCGCUUCUUCUAUCUACAUUCCAAGAGAUUUUACGGACGCGAACAAUGUCAUCACCUACGCGAUAUGUAACUCAGGAUACACUGAUUGCCGACAAAUAUCUUCUCAAAGCAGCCAGCCUCGUUACUAUGCCAUCCAUUGAGAUGGGGAAACAGCCCGAAGUCUGGGGAGAAACAGCAAAUGUUUUUGAUGCUCAGAGGUUCAUGAAAGGGGUGGCCUCGGAGACCCGCCCAAGUGAAAGAGAGCCCCGCCGUCUUGGUGGGUUCAUGACAUUCGGUGUCUCGCCCACAAUCUGUCCUGGUCGUCAUUUUGCCAGCUCUGAGAUAUUAGGAAUGGUUGCCACCAUGAUUCUGCAAUAUGAUAUAUCCCCCGUGUGCGGGACCUGGGAAGAACCAGAGAAGUUUUUAUCUUCCCUUGUGUCUAUUAUGACUCCCGUGAGGGGUGCGUUCCCAGUCAACGUGAAGCGAAGGCGGCAAUAUGAAGAUACCAAAUGGGAUUUCCAUGUGGAGGAAGGCAAAGGGCAAUUUCCGUUAGUGAUUGGAUAG